AUGAAGCCUAACGUUUGGAACAUAAGGGAUGUUUUGAAUAUCCCACCAACCUGUAUGGGGACCAAAACUGGUUCCACCAGUGACUACUCCAGCCUGACUGAUUCUCAGUUUUUGUUUGGAUCUCAGUUUUGGCCCGAUAAUUCUCAAAGCUUUCCCCAGGACAUAAGUGGGCCAUCCAAAAGUUCUCGACAGGGCUCACAGGAGAUAAAUGAAAUGAAGGUAUCAACCAGUUACAACUCCAAGCCUUUGCUAUUUGGAGAUGGAAACGCAACACACAGCACUGGUGGGAAAGCCAAGGGCAUACUAGACAAGUUUGAAGAGGAGAAGCGAAAGGCCAAAGAGAGUGAAAUUCUCAUUCAGGGCAUCAGACAGUUGCAGGAAAAUCUGGAAAAUAUCAAAAGGACGUUUUUAAACUGCUUUGAUGGAAACUGUGAUAUUACCCGAAAAGCUGUAGCUGAAGGAGUGGAUAGUUUUAAAAAAACAAUUUGGAAUGAUUUAGACAUAAUAAAGGAGAGCAUAUCAAGUCAAACUGAAAUGCUGAUGAAUCUGCAGACCAAGACCCAUACAGAGAUGAAGGACAUUGAGAAUAAGGCUACAAUGGCUAUAACAGGUUUGCGCACAAUCGUACUUGGUCUCCAGCGGGAUAUGGAAUUGCUGCGAGUAGAACAGAGUAAGGAGCAGAAUGUGCUUGGAGAGAUACUGUCUCUGCUCAGCACUAAAAUGACUGCACACUUCAGUGGACCUCAUACUAGCCAUGUCAGAAUGAUUGAAAACGCUGUCCAGACAUCACCUGAUCUUUUGGAGAGGUUUGGUGUCAUUUCGGAGGAGAAGUGUUAUUUUAAAAGUAUGAGGGUGUGCAGUGGGGACAUUACUCACCCAGAAGAAAGGGUAGACAAAAUUGCGGAGCCUGUUGAAGCAAAAUGUCUAGAUAAGCUCAGCACAGGAGAAUCUUUGCCGAUCUUAAGCCAUCAGCCUAUUGAGAAUCCACGGCCAUUUAAUCACACCGCAGUGGAGAUGUCUGAGCCCAGUACCUGGCAGAAGACUUGCUGCACCCACUCAGUUAUGACCAGUGCUGCAAGCCCUACUGCUGUCAGUGCUGUUAUUCAAGCUCCUAUAAGAGGUAACAUGGUUGGAACCUCUGUGCAUUUUGAACCAUUAAAAUCUUUGGGUAAUAUGGAUGAGAACGCCUCAGCAAACUGGACUGAAAUAUCCAGGCAGAAAAAAGUUUCAAAGAGAGGACAGAGAAUCCAGCCUUUUAGGAGGAAGAAGAGAGCUCUGAUUCUGCCACAAAGGAGGUCUACUAACAGGAUGGCGUUGGUUAAUGUAUUUGAGGAGAACCAGCAUGAUGAUGAGCAAGAAAACAUGGUCCCUUUCCCAACAGUCAAUGUCUACUGGAAAACAAGCAAGAAGACUGUUUCAGAGAACCAUCUACAACCUCAGCAGGAAUGUCCAAUUAGGACUGAAUCUGAACAGCACCUGAAUCCUUGGUUAUGGUCCCAAAGCAGCAACAGCUCUCAGAUGAUGAUGAUGGAAUGCCAGAAAGCUGAAUUGAAGAGAGCAAAGUCUGAACACAACACUGAUGCCAUAAAUGAUCAGAGAGGCAUCUGGCAGCUCUUUGACUUCAUCAGUGACUCUGACUAAGGUAAUGCUGCUUUAUGAGUUGUGUUGUUUUUUUAAACAAACCGCAAACAUCCUAUUUCCAGGACUUGUUUAGAAUGUUAUUACUUGUCUUUCUUUAAGACUUUGAGAGCAUUGAUUCCAGUUGUUGUGGUUCUACAACCUUUUAUCCUAGUAGACACUACUUCCUUGCACAACAGCAAUGUUUACAUUAGUCUUGUUUUAAAUAAAUGUAUGUCAGUUUUAAAUUCACAAAACAGGUUUUUAUAUUUUGUUUCCUGUAGUACUGUUUUCAUGUAAGGUAAUGUUUUUCAGGUCUUUGAUAUAUUCUAUUUAACCCCAAUAUAAGAGCUC
Electrophorus electricus (electric eel) is the source of this 1971-nucleotide messenger RNA. The record is from RefSeq and is a predicted model, not a curated record. NCBI's taxonomy places the organism in Eukaryota, Metazoa, Chordata, Actinopteri, Gymnotiformes, Gymnotidae.